AUGGCUUUUCAUAAGGGAAUCCAAGAGGCUAUCCGGCUAGGAAUUCAAAAUCUUCAUAUUGAAGGCGAUAACCUGCUUGUCAUUAACUCACUUAAAGGAAUCUGGAAAGUUCCAUGGAAGCUUCAAAACAUUAUCCAGGAUAUCAAGACUCUUCUUCACCAAUUUCGUAAUGUUCAUACUCAACAUGUGUUUAGAGAGGCAAACAGAGCCGCGGAUUGGAUUGCUAAUGUAGGUCACCUCAUUGUUGAGCCCAUGUGUAACCCUAAUUCCAGCCCGAAUUUAGAAGAUAUUGUACACAGUGAUUACUUAGGAUUUACCCUCGUGCGGAGGGGCUCCUAA
Spinacia oleracea (spinach) is the source of this 339-nucleotide messenger RNA. RefSeq lists its product as uncharacterized. Gene Ontology annotation, molecular function: RNA-DNA hybrid ribonuclease activity; nucleic acid binding. The coding region runs from base 1 to 339 and encodes 112 amino acids. The record is from RefSeq and is a predicted model, not a curated record. The transcript has a single exon. Lineage: Eukaryota; Viridiplantae; Streptophyta; Magnoliopsida; Caryophyllales; Amaranthaceae.